This is a messenger RNA of Phytophthora infestans T30-4, 327 nucleotides long. RefSeq lists its product as uncharacterized. The record is from RefSeq and is a predicted model, not a curated record. The transcript is spliced from 2 exons. The annotation marks the transcript as partial. Lineage: Eukaryota; Oomycota; Peronosporomycetes; Peronosporales; Peronosporaceae.
CCAGGUAUGGCGCCGUCUGCAGGCGAGGCCGUGACAGCGGCUGUGGACGUACGCAGCGUCGGCGACCUGCAGAGUCAACUCCGCGCCAUGUCAUAUAGCGAGCCAUUCGGAGUGGAGAGUGCGCGCCUCGUCCGCCGCCUCCUUACAGACCUGGCGACGGCUUCGGAAGCGCGAGAAGCAACGGAGAAGAAGCUGGAGAAGGCACAGAGAGAUGCACUGGAGCUGUCGCAGAUCCUGCUGCCGCUGCGCAAGGAGAACGCGCAGCUCACGAAGGAAAACAACAGCGUAAGGUGGACGAGCGGUAGAACCAGGGGGGACGAGGUGUAG